UAUUAGUCCGCACCGGCGGAUGAAUUGAACACGUAAGAAAACGUGGAUAAAGCGCAUAACACCGCAGUGUAUGUAUACGGCAGGACAAGACGCAUAACUUACGUGCAAUGGCCAUGUUAUCAUGCCUUGCCAUCGGACUACUGGGUUUCGCCAUUCGGAUGACUUCCGCUUCCGGUACGUGUGAACGAAGGAUGGACUCCGCUGAAUCCCGAAUUCCUAAAGGCAUGCCCAUAGCUGACUUCGAUUUCUGGGUGGUCAACCGGACAUUGGGAGAACUGUACUACGCGAUGUCCGUUCCUCCUUUAUACAUACCGGAUAUUAACUACCAUCAGAUAAUCAAGAAGUUCAAUGACUCAUACUACGAGGAAGUCGCCAUUGGUGACACACCCAGUUCGCCAAAGCAGUGCAAUAGUUAUGUGUUUCCUUGGAUACCAGCUAGUUCGACACAAGCCAGCUUCCACAGGAAUGGUAAACCAGAUAAUAUCUUCGUUGUGUUCUCGUCCUGUCCCAAGAAGUACAUAUGGGUCUAUCGAUGCACGCAGUUCACGCGUUCAUCUCGGUGCCCGCUGUCCCACACUUUCCUCGGGUUGUUCAUCAACGAAGGAAUAUCUGAUUUCGGCUCGCCAUCCUACCUGGAUGACUUGCCACUGCAGGAUAUGCUCAUGGAUUUGUGUCCUACGCGUGUGAAGUUUGGGGUCUCAGAAUUCAAAUGGUUCUAUUCGUAUGGAGCCAACACUUUAUGUGAUCCAGGCUUUGUGCAAACCUAGUCCAGGGUAUGAUGGCUGAAUAUGUUGCAGUCCAUUGGAAGAAACCUUUUCCAUUAUAUAGAAGCAGUUUUCACAUACGAUUUAAAUAGAAUACAUUUUUGUAUAUUAUUUACUUUCUUGCAUAUGUUUCCACAAACAUAUACGUAUGUACUUGUAGCUUUGUCUGAUUAAAACAUAGACUAUAUAAGUAUAUAGUUAUUCAAUUGGUUAAAUGAUUUAUAUGUUAAUGGUAAGUAAACUACACAUUUCCAUUUGUAUUCAAUUGGUUCAUUGAUUAAUAUGUAAAUGGUAAAUAAAUCACUAUUUUGCAUGA
Messenger RNA from Dreissena polymorpha, 1080 nucleotides. RefSeq lists its product as uncharacterized. The record is from RefSeq and is a predicted model, not a curated record. The coding region runs from base 108 to 767 and encodes 219 amino acids. The transcript has 6 exons. Lineage: Eukaryota; Metazoa; Mollusca; Bivalvia; Myida; Dreissenidae.